Molecule: messenger RNA, 2286 nt
Organism: Photinus pyralis (common eastern firefly)
Lineage: Eukaryota; Metazoa; Arthropoda; Insecta; Coleoptera; Lampyridae
Product: nose resistant to fluoxetine protein 6-like
Exons: 10
Coding region: 31-909 (292 amino acids)
Source: RefSeq, a predicted model, not a curated record
GUCUCUUUACUGUAGAACGCAUUCACAAUUAUGGCUACCCAAAAACUGUUGUGCCUGAUUCUCCUCGUCGCCGGGACGAAAGGAGACGUUUUCGAUUACAACUUCGAGGCACUUUCGUCGCCACGUAUGCUUUCCGAUGCCCUCGAAUCUUUUCUGUUACGCAACGCAACGGCGGUAUCAUGGAACUGUUCGGCACAAUUGAGCGAGUACGUAGUCGGCCUUCGGUCGAGGGAGGAGUGGGCGUUAAAGAUGUACGACUCCACUGGAAAGCUUCCGGCUGGAGUAUUGGACGGGAAUCUGGCCGAGCUGGGUUCAUUUGAUGAGUGCCUCUAUGUCACGAAGUUAAACGAGGAACCCGAGGGUUCCAGUUUUACGGGACAGUAUUGCUUGGGGUCAAUUUACGUAAAUGCAACACGGAACAUCAGCGCUGAAAUCUUAUUUGGGGUUUUUGCGAACAAAUUGGCAUUUUCCACGUGCCUCCCUGACGCAUGUUCAGAUACGGACGUUCAAACUAUCAUCCGAGGCAUUGGAAUCAACUUUACCACUGAGGACCCUCACUGCCAAACUUUGGCGAAACGGCCAGAAUUGGACACUGGAGGUAUCAUUGGAUUGACUAUUACUGUAUGUUUAGCAUUGCUGAUGGUCGCGUCUACAAUCUACGACAUACGUAAUAAGUUCACUGGGAAACGUGCUCCAAAUAGACUUCUGUCUGCAUUUUCGAUAUACACAAACCUCAAGAAUAUCUUCAACACGAAGUCCGCCUUCGGAGAAAUAACCUGCCUGCAUGGGGUUCGUUCAAUAGCAAUGUUUAUAGUAGUCAUCGCUAUUUAUAUUCGUUUUUCCAAAAGUACAGGAAUGAAUCCUUUGCGGAUCGCUGGAUAUACCAGAUACAAAACAUGCCAUUACUAAAAGCUGACCUUGCCAUGGACGUUUUCUUGUUUUUGUCUGGUUCGAUGAUUGCGUAUGGAUAUUUUCAAAAAAUGGCGAAACAGCAAAGGUUUGGAAUUAUAUUGCACUACGUCAACAGAUAUUUGAGGCUGACUCCCUCAUUGGCUGCUGUUGUCUUGUUCGCAGCGACUAUGGUCAAGUAUUUGGGUUCAGGUCCUCUAUGGCCAGCUUUCAAUGAAGGUAUACUCGACCCUUGUGUUCAGAAUUGGUGGUACAACAUGCUGUAUAUUCAAACCUUCCUGGAAAAAAGAGUUCGGCCAUCUGGAUGUUAAGUCACCGUCUAAAAACUUCUUUUUAGUGCCUGACAUACACGUGGUAUUCGGCAGUAGAUUUUCAGUUAUUUCUUCUGUCGCCUUUGCUACUAAUCCCUCAUAACCGCAUAUCCAGAUCUAUUUAUGUAAUCGCAUAUAAUUGCCUCUAGUCGUCAGUCGCGCUCGGGAGUCUGAGUGAGGGAUCAGUUUAAAUCCUUUUUAAUAGGGAUAUAGUAUUAUAGCCGUCUGUGAUUGGUAGUAAAAAAAACAUUAACCACUAGAAAAUUUAAACAUCGCCAUUUUGAAGAUAAUUCGCCAUUAUGGGCGUAAAAAAAUACUCAAUAAUUAAAAAGGGAAUCAUUAACAUCAGCACCCGAGGAGGGAUCGCAAGAUUUUGAGUAAAAGGGAAUUUAGAUUUGAAAUAGAAUUGAAACUAACUGUUUAUUACGUUUCUCCGCAGUCAUUGCCGAGCGAGUCUAAGGCGAAUGAAAUUUUUUGCAGGAAUGUUUUGGCUUACAUGAUCGCUUACUACAACAUGUCACCAUUAAGGGCAUUGCCAUGGCUCAUCGGCAUGGUCUUUGGAUAUUUCCUACACGUUUCAAAUAACAAACCAAAUCUGAUUCGAAAGCCGAUCGCCCAGCGAGUUCUGUUCGUGGCGCUGGUUAUUUGCUUCGCUCACGUUUUCGGAGCGGCCGCCGUACUCAACGCCAGCUACAGCAAGUGGAUCAAUUCCAUUUAUCUGUCCUUGUCGCCGACGGCGUUCGUACUGUCCCUUGCGUGGAUUAUUUACUGCUGCAAACUCGGUUACGCGGGUCCAAUCAACAGCUUCCUGUCGUGUCCGCCAUUUAAAAUCGUAUCGAAAUUGACGCACUGCAUAUAUUUGGUGCAAAGCCUGGUAAUACAUUACUCGAUCUUCUCGAUGCGAGUUCCACCUUUCAUAACCGGCUUUGAAAUGACGGUUCAUCAAAUCCCAGGAGAUUUGCUGUACUCGUUCCUGAUCGGGUUGCUUCUUGCCCUGUCCGUCGAGUUACCCACGCAAACUAUUGUGAAUGUCCUUUUGAAAAAACCGUAGGUUAUACGAAUGCAG